Molecule: messenger RNA, 2166 nt
Organism: Bipolaris zeicola 26-R-13
Lineage: Eukaryota; Fungi; Ascomycota; Dothideomycetes; Pleosporales; Pleosporaceae
Exons: 3
Coding region: 1-2166 (721 amino acids)
Biological process (GO): isoprenoid biosynthetic process
Molecular function (GO): prenyltransferase activity
Source: RefSeq, a predicted model, not a curated record
AUGGCCCCUUCAUACGACCAAACCUACUCCGUCCUCCUCGACAGAAACAUCUACGACCCGGAAAACCUCUGCGAAGGAAUCGAUCUCAGGCGCCAUCAUGCUGCCGACCUUGAGGAUGUUGGUGCAUUCAGGUGUCAAGAAGACUGGCGCCGCUUAGUUGGACCUCUCGAGAGGCCAUUCAGAGGUGGCCUUGGCCCGCAGUUCAGCUUCAUCACUGUUGCUAUGCCCAACUGCAUUCCCGAGCGAAUGGAGAUUACCAGUUAUGCUCUCGAGUUUGGCUUCAUCCACAACGAUGUCAUAGACGAGGAGAUCGAGGAUGCCAACUUGAGCGACAUGGAGGAGAGCUUGGAGCAGGGAGCCAAGAUUGUCGGCAUCGACGAGCGAGUUGCCUCUGGCAAGCGUAUCAUCGCUGCUCAGAUCGUGCGCGAGAUGAUGGCAAUUGACCCUGAGAGGGCUGUGGUCGUCGCCAAGAGCUGGUCUGCUGGAAUUAAACACUCUGCCAGGCGAGAGGAAUUGACCAACUUCCAGACUGUUGAUGAGUACAUCUCCUACAGAAGUCACGAUGCCAGAUACAUGCUCUGGUAUGGCCUGGUCACCUUCGGAUGCGCCAUCACCAUCCCCCCUGAGGAGCAGGCACUGUGCACCGAGUUUCUCGUCCCGGCCCUGUCUGCUGCUUCGCUCGUCAACGAUCUGUUCUCCUUCGAGAAGAAGAAUAAUGAUACCAACAUCCAAAAUGCAGUCUACAUUAUCAUGAAGGAGCAUGGAUGUGACGAAGCAGAAGGCAGAGAGCUUCUCAAGGCGCGUAUCCGACAAGAGAUGGCCAAAUUUGCCCAAAUCGUCAAGGACACCAAGACGCGAUCUGACCUCUCGGACGAUACCAAGCGAUACAUCGACGCCAUGCAGUACAUCCUUUCCGGUGAUGUUGUUUGGAGUGCUCAGUGCCCACGAUACAACCUGAAGGCUAGGUGGAAUGAGCUCCAGAUGCUGCGAGCGAAGUAUGGUGUAGCCAAGUACCCAACAACUUUCCCACCAGCCGAUGGCUCCAUGGACCACCUCUGGAAGAAGGGUUCAACACAGGGCGAGAAAAGGGGCGAAAAGAGGAAAAGGCAUAGCUUGAAUGGAACUAACGGAAUGAACGGCACCAAUUGUGUCAAGAAGCCCACUAUCUCGAGAGUUGGCGUGGAUUCACUCCAACUGAACGAGUUAGUGUCGCUAGCUCUUAGCACCGACCUCCCUAACUUGACCGCUGAUGUCAUUCUUCAACCCUAUGCCUAUAUCACCUCCAUGCCCUCAAAUGGAUUCCGUGACCGAACCAUUGACUCCAUCAACAAAUGGCUCAAAACCCCUGCCAAAGCCACUCAAAAGAUUAAGGAGAUCAUCAACAUGCUUCACACUGCAUCCCUCAUGCUUGACGAUCUCGAGGACAACUCCCCCUUCCGCCGCGGCAAGCCCUCAACUCACAACGUCUAUGGCGCCUCGCAAACCAUCAACAGCACAACCUACCAAAUCACACAUGCCAUCGCUCUCGCCGGCGGCCUCAGCAACCCAGAGUGCCUCCGCAUCUUCAAUGAGGAAAUCAACGAGCUCUACAUCGGCCAGAGCUACGAACUCUACUGGACCCACAACAUCAUCUGCCCAACCUUCGGCGAGUACCUCAGGAUGGUCGACAUGAAGACCGGCGGCCUCUUCCGCAUGCUAAACCGCCUCAUGACUGCCGAGUCACCGCUCAACGGCCAAAUAUCCGACUCUGAGCUCAACCCCCUCGGCUGCCUCAUCGGCAGCUUCUUCCAGAUCCGCAACGACUACCAGAACCUCAUGUCUGCGGAGUACGCGCAGCAAAAGGGCUUCGCCGAGGACCUUGACGAGGGUAAGUACUCCUUCACACUUGUUCACUGCAUCCGCGCCCUUGAGGCCGAUCCCUCGCUCGCCGGUGAGCAGAUGCAGCUCCAGUCGCUGCUGAUGAAGAGGCGCAUCGAGGGUAAGCUUACGAAGGAGGCUAAGCGUGAGAUCCUCGAUACCAUGAAGAAGACACAGAGUCUGGAGUACACCCUUGAGGUGCUCCGUGAGCUUCACACUAAGCUUGACAAUGAGGUUGGUCGUUUGGAGAAGAAGUUUGGCGACGAUAACUUUGCGUUGAGACUUAUGAUGGAGAUGCUCAGAGUGUAA